Messenger RNA from Fibroporia radiculosa, 4371 nucleotides. RefSeq lists its product as uncharacterized. NCBI's taxonomy places the organism in Eukaryota, Fungi, Basidiomycota, Agaricomycetes, Polyporales, Fibroporiaceae. The transcript is spliced from 6 exons. The record is from RefSeq and is a predicted model, not a curated record. Gene Ontology annotation, cellular component: cell periphery; cell septum. The coding region runs from base 1 to 4371 and encodes 1456 amino acids. Gene Ontology annotation, molecular function: chitin synthase activity.
AUGGAGCGUCGCGGUCAACGUCCGCCGCGUUCAGUACGGCCUCCCCAGCCUCAGUCACCGCUCUCCGACUCCGAGCAGCCAUCUUUGCUGUACCAGCCGCGACCGACCGAACCCGCAAGGGGUAUAUCUUUCCAGUCGAAAGAGGUUGGUGAUCGCGAAGAUCUACUCGACCAGGAACGACAGAGGGCGUAUACUGCUUAUCAGAACAGCAAUCUACUCUCUACUGGAUUUCCGAACGACCCCGAAGCCGCCAACACUGGCGCGGGCGUAGGCAGGAAGAAGAGCCUGGUUAGGCCCGACCGCGAAAAGAUAGAGCCUGGGCAUCGCCUCUACCACUAUCGCAAUCAUGCUGUGCAGAUGGAGGAUGAGGGAGGUGGGAUUGCUAUGCCUUCCACUACCGGCAACGUUCCUCGUGAACAAUUGCGAAGAGGCAAGUCACUUCUUGGACGAGAAGAGGAUGUGCACGAGUCUGGGCUGGCUCUUUUCAAGCGUGGAACGACUCUGCGUCGGAAGCAGGCUAAACCCGUACAACCUGAACCGAAGAGGAGCUGUAUGGAUGCGCUAGGACCAGGACCAAAGGGCCCUUGGUUCAUGUAUUGUUUUAUACUCACUUUGCUUGUUCCAACACCCCUCCUCAGAGCAUGCGGAAUUCGUACCCCCGAGCAGAUUCGAGCUUGGCGUGAGAAGAUGGGUCUUAUGGGUAUCAUUGCUAUUCUAAUGUGCGCUGUCGGCUUCAUUACCUUCGGCUUCACGCGCACGGUGUGCGGUACACCUGCAAACCGGUAUCAUGCUGGUGAUAUUGAAGCGGCAUCGGCGGUCAUACAUGGCUAUGACUACGAUUUCAACUCGUUCAAACAUCCCGCUGUUGGAAACUUCAACGGAGACACGAAUCCAAUAUACGUGGGCGGUUGGAAUGCUGCGGGUGCGGACUUGUCGUUCAUGUUUCAGAACACAGGCGGCGCUUGCUCCGGGUAUAUCACGAAGUCAAGCAACUCGCUGAUAAACGGGAGCACCAGCGAUCCCGAAUGGUACUUUCCGUGCAAUAUUUUCGGAUUGAACGAUACGACGGUUGUUAAUGCAACAAACUAUAAUACUUCGACGACAUGUCAUCUCUCCUCGACGGCUAGAUCACAGUUAGCCUCGAUGACACCCAUGGGUCAAGUCUAUUACACCUGGCAAGACGUCGCGAAUUCGUCACGGAAUCUUGUGGUCUACGAGUCGUCUGUUUUUGAUCUUGACCUUUUGCGAUGGCUGAACACCGACGAAGUCGAUUAUCCGGCUGUAUUUGACGAGCUCAAAGUAGGAGAUGGGACCUACAAUGGCAAGGACUUGUCUAUGUAUUUCGCCCGCACAAAUCAACUUGGACUCGCAAAAUGUUUAGAGCAAAUUGUCAUGGUCGGGUUCAUCGACACGAACACGAUCGGUUGUGUGGCUUCCCAGGUUGUGCUCUAUGUGUCCUUGAUAUUCAUCAUCGGCGUCGUCGGGAUUCGCUUUGCCAUCGCCAUGUUCUUCUUCUGGUUCAUCUCCGCCAAAGUUGGAAAUUAUGGCAAUGAGACAUACCAGCAGCGCCGUGCCCGUAUGAGGGAGAUAGAAGACUGGACAAAUGAUAUAUACAAGCCUGCUCCUAGUGGAUACCGGCCGAAUGUCUACAAGAAUGGCGUGCAGAAGAAUGCCAAGCGGCGUACCUUCCUCCCAAGCACGUCACGAUUUACUCCGGCAGAACCGCUCAAGGGUGCUAUGGGCAGCAGGGCCUCAGCGGCGUAUGGCAUGUUAGAGCCGAUACCAUAUAAUUUGAAGAAGCCAGGAAGCGUGUAUGCAUCAUCGAGUGGCAAGACACUCUCGAAGUUGGUCCCCCCCGACACGCCCGGUUAUCGUAAUUCACGAAGCUCGGUCUCACUCGCUGUGGACGGAACUCGCAGUCUCUUCGCGGACAAUCCUUGCCCCUUCCCGUUACAUAACGUGGUUCCCCAGCCGCCACCUGACUACGAGCCCUUCAACUUCCCGCUUGCGCACACCAUAUGCUUAGUUACCGCGUACUCUGAAUCUGUGGAAGGUCUGCGUACGACGCUUGAUUCUCUAGCGACGACCGAUUACCCGAACAGUCACAAACUGAUCCUCAUCGUCGCGGACGGUAUGGUUAAAGGUGCUGGUAACUCGAUGACUACUCCGGAAAUUUGUCUGUCAAUGAUGAAGGAAUUUAUCAUUGCUCCGGAGGAAGUUGAAGCACACUCCUACGUGGCCAUUGCGGAUGGCCACAAACGACACAACAUGGCGAAGGUCUAUGCGGGUUUCUAUGACUACGACGAUGCGACCAUCGAGCGUAGCAAGCAGCAACGGGUGCCAGUUAUUGUCGUUGCCAAAGUCGGUAAUCCUCUCGAAGCUAACGAUGCAAAGCCGGGUAACAGAGGCAAGCGUGACUCGCAAAUCGUCCUGAUGUCAUUCUUGCAGAAGGUGAUGUUUGAUGAGCGUAUGACGACGUUCGAGUAUGAAUUCUUUAACUCGAUCUGGCGGGUCACUGGAAUCAGCCCUGAUCGUUUCGAACUGGUACUGUGCGUCGAUGCCGACACGAAGGUCUUCCCGGACUCUGUCAGUCGACUGGUAGCCUGCAUGGUACAGGACUAUGAGGUGAUGGGUAUCUGUGGUGAGACGAAGAUCGCUAACAAGUCGGAGACCUGGGUCACGAUGAUUCAAGUGUUCGAGUACUUCAUUUCCCACCACAUGACUAAAGCCUUCGAGUCGACUUUCGGCUCCGUUACUUGUUUGCCCGGCUGUUUCAGUAUGUAUCGCAUCAAGGCACCGAAGGGCGACUCUGGCUAUUGGGUGCCUAUCCUCGCAAACCCUGAUAUCAUAGAGCAUUAUUCGGAGAACGUCGUAGAUACCCUGCACAAGAAGAAUCUGCUUUUGCUUGGAGAAGAUCGUUAUCUCACUACGUUACUUCUGAAGACCUUCCCGAAGCGAAAGAACGUUUUCUGUGCUUCUGCCGUGUGCAAGACCAUCGCCCCGGAUACAUUCAAGAUCCUUUUAUCUCAGCGUCGACGAUGGAUCAAUUCAACGGUGCAUAACCUUUACGAGCUUGUUCAGGUUCGCGACAUGUGCGGCACUUUCUGCUUCUCGAUGCAGUUCGUUACCGGAAUGGAACUGAUUGGAACGCUCGUCCUUCCCGCCGCCAUCUCGUUCACAUUAUACCUCAUCAUUGAGUCCAUCGUUCCGAACCACCCGAACACCACCAUUCCACUCACUUUGCUCGCGAUCAUUCUUGGUUUGCCAGGUGUCUUAAUUGUAGUAACCUCAUUCAAGGUCACCUACAUCGGCUGGAUGGUCAUAUACCUGCUUUCGUUGCCGAUAUGGAACGGUAUUCUUCCGGCGUACUCAUAUUGGCAUUUUGAUGACUUCUCGUGGGGACAAACACGAAUGGUUGCGGGCGAGAAGGCCCACGAUAAUCAUGGAGACAAAGAGGGCGAGUUCGACUCUUCGCAUAUCGUCAUGAAGCGGUGGGUCGAGUUUGAGCGCGAGAGGCGGUGGAAGAGCGGCAGUCAAUCGCGGGAUUCGACAGUCUUCGACUACCGUUCCUAUUCCCCCAAGAGGAGCGAUAGCAGGCGACCGUCAUUGUCUUCAACCGAUUACCAGGUUCAACAACAGAUCGACUCUGAUACUAAUGAGUCGUCUGGCGCUCCUCCGCCCCGGCCGCGAAAGGACACUAACCAACUGCUCAUGCUUCCGGCGCCGUUGUCUGUUAACCGUAACGUUGGGACUGCGACUACAGCUUCUGUGUCUACAUCUGGUGUUUCUCGUUCCAGCGAGGAGGGAAACACUUCAGAAUUCGGCUCGUCCUCGCACAAACUUGUUCCUCAAGACUUCCAAGAAGAAUAUGCCUCUGGUUCCUAUUCCCCGCCGUCGACCGCACAACAAUACCGCCAACAGUUUAAUCAGCAAUCACAUCAACAGUUUCCUCAGCAGCAGCCAUACUCCCCCCAGUCUGCCUCUUUCGACGCGCGCAUCUCUCGAGCAGCUAGUUCCAAUAACGGCGCGCUCCGUCAGUCGACCGUGCCAAGCCAAUAUCCAGGAGAGACUUUCAACCCUUACAGUUAUACAGGUAGUGGCUACAUCGACGAGCCUCAGAUUCCAUUUGUGUCAAGUGAUCCUGAGGAAAUGCCUUCACCUCCGCGUCCAGCGCCUACACGGUCGCGUGGGGUCAGCCUUGCGGAUAACGGGCCCACCCCUGGACCAGGAGCUGUACGACGGGUGUCGAGACAGGCCCGGCGAACAUCGACCCAGCCACCACCGCAGAACCGCUACUCGCGCUCGUCGAUUACGCCGUACGGUAACCUCCCACCUGGUGCCGCUCCUCCGCAGUCUGGCCCUGGCUAUUGA